Molecule: messenger RNA, 1527 nt
Organism: Iphiclides podalirius (scarce swallowtail)
Lineage: Eukaryota; Metazoa; Arthropoda; Insecta; Lepidoptera; Papilionidae
Source: the annotation of a GenBank genome assembly
AUGUUAAUAAGGACUAAAAGUGCGCGGGGAAAGUUCCGUACCGGGAUCGCUAUGAGAGUGUCGUUGUUCUUCGGCAUUCCCCUUUCGUAUUUUCUAUUCGCUAGUGCUUUUGUACAGAACACCGAUGUGCAAACUGCUGCCCCACCAUCAGCGGCCGCGUUUGAAGGCUUUACGUCCCGUCGACUCCUGGCGCUGGUGACACCAGCUCCAAGGAACUGCACGAAGCCGGCAAUACUAGAGUUCCCAUCCGACGGACUCACGCGCGCGCAGAGGAAAAGCGGUUUCGUCUUGGUGCACUGCCUGUUAGCGGUAUACUGCUUUCUUCUCCUGGGAAGCGUCUGCGAACAGUACUUCGUGCCAGCCAUAGAGAUUAUUUGCGAACGGCUGGCUAUGGCGUCGGACAUAGCGGGCGCGACGUUCAUGGCGGCGGCAAGCUCCAGUCCAGAGCUGUUCAUCAACUGCGUGGGCACUUUUGUGACGGAGGGGGACCUUGGUGUCGGCGCAGUGGUUGGCUCAGCGGUGUUCAACGUCCUGGCGGUGCCCGCCUGCUGCGCCCUGGUUGCGGGAAAGGCCGUAGAGCUGGACUGGUGGUCUGUCUCCCGCGAUUGCCUGAUGUACGCCGUCGCGGUGGUGGCACUGAUCCUCACCCUCAUGGACAACGUGGUGCAAUGGCACGAGGCCCUACUCCUCGUACUUAUGUACACACUCUACAUACUGGCGAUGGUGUUCAACGGGCGGCUAGGCAGCUUCUUCAGGAGUGGAUGUUGCGGCCCCAGCAAGAGCAAUAUGUACACCGAGAUCACUCCAUUACUAGUCAAAGAAAAGCGCAGACCAUUGGAAGCUCCCGCCUCGAAAGUGAGCCAAGCCGACCAUCGGAUCAACGACCUAGAACAGGGAUCUCAGAUAGAGUCUUCAAGCGAUUCCGGGAUAAGUCGGAGCAUGGGGCUUCUAUGGUGGGGGGUGAGGGCGCCCCUAUGGGCGACUAUUCCCGACUGUCGCACUCGAACAACCCUUUGGCCCUUAACAUUUGGCAUGUGCGUCGUCUGGAUAGGCGCGGUCUCCUACCUCGUCGCCUGGAUCAUAACAAUACUAGGUGACACCCUGGACGUACCCGACAGCAUAACAGGUCUCACCAUACUUGCGGCAGGUACCAGUCUUCCUGAGGCUGUCUCUAGCGUGCUGGUCACCAACAGAGGCCAAGGCACAAUGGGCAUCAGCAACUCCAUCGGCUCCAACACCUUCGACAUCCUGCUGUGCCUCGGUCUGCCGUGGUUGGUCAAGGGCCUGCUCUGCCCCUCGGUGCCAGGGAACCACUGGAUAAGCAUUAACUCGAGUGGACUGUCGUACAGCGCCAUCUGCCUGCUGUCUACCCUGUUCGUGUUGUACGGCGCUUUAUUCCUGAAUGGAUUCCGUUUGGACUGGAGGGUGGGGGUGACAUGCGCACUUGUGUACGCUGCCUUCUUGGCAAUGGCCACCCUUAUCGAGCUCAACUUUAUCUUCCCCGUUAACCUACCUAUUUGCCCGCAC